This is a messenger RNA of Synchiropus splendidus (mandarinfish), 2970 nucleotides long. RefSeq names its product inka box actin regulator 2 (gene inka2). The record is from RefSeq and is a predicted model, not a curated record. The transcript is spliced from 2 exons. Gene Ontology annotation, cellular component: nucleus. Gene Ontology annotation, molecular function: protein kinase binding; protein serine/threonine kinase inhibitor activity. Lineage: Eukaryota; Metazoa; Chordata; Actinopteri; Syngnathiformes; Callionymidae. Bases 311 to 1531 code for a protein of 406 amino acids.
UUGGAGGAAGCGGGGCGCGCAAGAGCAGGAGAGAGAGAGCGGGCAAACGACACCCACACACGCUCUGUCUCUCACACACACACUCGCACCUCCAGCAGCCGCGGAGAAGACCUCACUACCAUCCGUGUUAAUGCAGCUGCAUUUGAAUCGGGGGAUUGAUUUAUUCUGAGUUUGCGUCGCAGCGAUCCGCGCGGACUCCUGUGCGGAACUCACGCGCCUCCACGACCUCGCAGAAUAUGAAUCCCGCAGCCAUGACUGACAGGAGUUUCAUCUGAAAGUGUCCGGAUCCGAGACGACACGACGGGUGGAAAUGAGUCGUUUGCUUCAUAAACACGACAACAGGAACAUGGAUUCAUGCCUGAGGCGACUCAAACAGGAGCUGCUGUCAAUGAAGGAAGUCGGCGAUGGCCUCCACGCUCAGAUGAACUCCAUGAUGGGAGCAUUGCAGGAACUCAAACUCCUUCAGGUUCAGACAGCCAUCGAUAACCUCGACAUCUCAGGCCGUCCCAUCAACCGCAGGCUCCCAAAGCCUUCCUGCACACCAGCCGCUUCGGAGCAGACUUCCUGCUCACGUCCAACCAUGCCAGCAGAGUCCAGGCCGAGCACAAGAGGAUCGUUGGCGACCAGCAGCAACGAUGCAUCACACAGUAGAAGCAGCCUCGGAACCACAUCCUCCUCCGCAUCCAGCCUCAAGGCCGAAGGACUUGAAAGAAGUGCAAGAAGCGAGAGCGACUUGGAGGCCAUUCCAAAGAGAUGGUCGGGAUACCUGGCCCCACAGGUUGACUUCUACGGACCUGUGGUGGGAGUCCCUCCUCCAGAGCCCCACCCUCAGCAGCACACACAGGUAAUGGACCUACCAGGGAUUCUGUACAGCCUUUCUAAAGAGGGCCCAUCAUUAGACAGCGACUACUCCCAGGACAGUGCGGACGAUGGCAGUGACUGGACCUCUUCGCUUAUGAGCCAAAGUCGCAACCGCCAACCCCUAGUUUUAGGGGACAACAUCUUUGCCGACCUUGUGGGCAACUGGCUGGACCUGCCUGAAGUGGAGCGAGAGGAGUUCGAGGAGGAGCGGAUGGAGAGGAAGGACGAGAGGACUAUGACCGAAGGGCGCGACAGUCCCUCUCACCCACUUCGUAUGAGUCGCUCGCAAGAGAUUUGCCGGAAGUUCUCCCUCACGACAAACAUAUUUAAGAAGUUCCUCCGCAGCGUUCGGCCUGACAGGGACAAGUUGCUCAAGGAGCGACCUGGCUGGAUGGCUCCCGAGGAAACGGAGAGUGACCUCUUCAAAAGGCCGAAGAAACUGGCUCAGAAAAGUUCCAAAGGCAGUUUCUAUCUGCCGUUCUGGGCAAACGGACAGCAGAGCAAGGCAAGGCAGUGUCCAAACACGCCUGAGCCCGAGAAGAGCCAGCAGCCAUUCCACCACUAUCACCAGCAGCCAUUCAAAGGCGUUUAUUUGGACAGGAGGCCGCCGGACACCCGUUUGGAAAAAACGCACCCGUUGUUUGACUGUAACACAGCUGUGUGGGUCUGACAGCAAAUCCACCACGGAGGCUGGUGUGGGGACAUUCAACCAAACAUGCCCAUCCCAAAAUGAACUGCAGGACCGAGAGAUUUUCAGGCUGCGUUUCAAUGCCGUAGGCCGUUUGACUUGGAGCCAGAGAUUGUUUGCGUCUGAAUGAGUUUUUUCAUGAGUUUUGUACUGCUUUGUAAAAAGAAAACAGUGAGUGCAUGUAUGACUUGAAUGUCUCCAUAAUGGUACUUUCAUUGUCUGUCAGUCACGUGAAACUCUUCAGAAGGUUCCUCGUUGAAAUGGCAUUGACCUACAAGAAGCUUCCGUCAUGUAAUACUACAGGGAAAUGGCAUACCGUUUGUCAUCACUUGUGAAGGUAUUUCAGAUGCAACACUCUCUCGACAAAAUAAGCCGACAUCUGGUAGCCAAGAACUCACACUCAGUUUUUGCCAAAAAAGAAAUCAUGAGGGUCCGAUUCUGAAGACUCGACCAGUAAAGUUAAGUUUAAAUCUCUCUGGAGUAACUUCAAGUACAAGUCAAGUACUUCAAGAUUUGGCUCAUUUCGAUGUCACUGGAGGAAGAGCUGCUCAGUGAGCGAGGGAAACCAGAAUGACCUGUCCAUGUGCAACUUCAGGGGGUUGCAAAGAACAAUUCAUAUUCUCGAGAGCCUUCUUCCCGUGUCGGCCACCAAAGCAGCAACAUGCAUGAUGAGAUCAUUCUGAGCUCCAGUACGUGGCAAGCUUCAUUUAGACGAGCUGUCCGGACUGAUGAGCAAUUUUGUGCUUGCUGUCACUUUGAAUAUCGUUUUGGACUGUAAACAUGUCACAUGCUGUCAACUGCCAGGCUGUUUUUCCGAGGGAGGAGGGGUUAAAGAUGGCACAGCUUGCUCUGACUGCCAUCUGGUACCAACGUUACGUAAAGAUGGUCCGCUGGAAAGUAAAAAUGUACAGAAUAGUGUACAUACGUCAUCGAACGUCGGUCGUCCUUAGAUCCAGUUGCAUGAUUCUUACUCAGCGAUUACACGACAAGCAGAUCAACAUCAGAGUAUUUGGGUUGCAUGAAAACCGAGUUUACCAAGCGACUUCCCUCAGGAUGAAAGACGACACUGCCCUCUCUGCUCUUAAAGCAGUUAUGCAAGUACAAUCUGACCAGUGAGAAAACUGUCUGAAUACCAGUCAGUGUAGUCAGCAGGGAUUAGGCCUCAGGACUUUUCGCUUGCCAAUCGAUCCAUACGUUUCAGCCUUCAGGUACACACUUAAAAGGGUCCAAAACUCACACCGGCUGUGUCCAUUAGGAGGCGCUGAGUCCCGAUAACUACUUCAGUCAGCUUGUUUGUAAAUGUUACACAUAUUCCUCUUUACAGUUGUGUUUUUAGCACUGGUAUUGCUAAGGGUUCUGUGAACCCUCGGUAGUGAUUCUGUGUCUUUGUGUGUCGCCUUUCUGUAAACGGCAUAUUUAAU